AUCUUUGAAAUGGUUUAGCCCAAUUGUCCUCGGAACAGAGCAGUACAAACGAAGGGCUUUUAAACGUCGAGCAGUGCAUUUCCACGGGAGCUCUACCAAGUUAUAGCUUCGUUUUUUUGUUUUGGAGUCGGUCUCUCUUAGCAGAGACUUGAAUCAGCAAGGACUCGUUGCUUUCUUGACACACUGAUGGUCACAGACUCUAAAUAAAGAUGCCCUUGAAUGAUGAGAAGCCCACCUCCACAUCCAGCGCAGAGGACACGGGCAGCGAUGUGGAGUCCUCAUCAGAGGUGGUCAGUGAUCUGGACUGUUCUCGCGACAGCUUCAACAGCGACUUCUCCAGCAAGCAUUGCACGCCCUCCUCAAGCCCACCCAAAAUUUUAUCUUUGGAUGAAGUCAUGGAAUCAGCAAGGGACCUUUUCAACCUCAAAAUUUCUCAUGAGAUUGUGAUGAACCCCAGUUUCCACAUGGAUGUAAACAACAGACCACAGAACAGGUUAUUUGAGGCUGUUAGAGAUAACAUGCACAAGGCUUUCUGGGACAUGCUGAGGGAGGAGUUGAAUGAUGACCCGCCUAAAUAUCAGUUUGCCAUCAAACUAUUAGAGGAGAUCAGAGAGAUUCUUCUGUCAUUCCUUAAUCCGGGUGCUAACCGAAUGCGGACCCAGAUCACGGAGGUCCUAGACAUGGACCUGAUUCGUCAGCAGGCUGACAACAACGCUGUAGACAUCCAAGGUCUGGCGUCCUUCAUCAUCAACACUAUGGGGAAGCUCUGCGCUCCAGUGAGGGAGGGGGAAAUCAAGAAGCUGCGGGAAAGCAGCGACAACAUUGUGAUUCUCUUAAAGGAGAUUUUCCGUGUAAUAGAGCUGAUGAGAGUGGACAGCAUCAACUUUUCCAUUGAGCUCAUAAGGCCUCUGCUGCAGAAGUACAGCGUUGAAUACGAAAGGGAAAAAUUUCAGAAAAUUUUGGACGAAACACCUACUGCGCUAAACCACACCACUGCCUGGAUUCAGGCAGCUAUGGAGGAGGUGUCAUCAGCUACUGUUACCAUGGAAACAAAAACAGACCACGGGGCUGGAAAGACUGUUGUGCUUAGUCCUUUUCAAAUCCUCAACACUGCCUUUUUACACAUACUCAGAUGGGACUACUCAAAGAACCCAAUACCUGAGACUUUGGUGAUGGACGAGUCGCGUCUGCAAGAGAUUAAGUGGCAGCUCAACCAGAGCCAAGCCGUGAACGAGGUCAUGCUGAUCGUCUACAACACCGUCGGAGAGCCCAUCCAGGGUCUCGCAUCACUCUCUGACCGCCUUAAGAGGAUGAUCAGCGUGCUGCUGGAUGGGAUGCACAAACCAGACUUUAAAUCCGAGGAGUCACUAGAGGCCAUCAGUGCUCAGGUUUGCUGUGAACUCAACAAGUCUCUGUCUGAGAGGAACUACCCUGCCCUGACGUCAGAGGUGCAGGCCAUGCUGACUGGACAGAUAUGCAGCAUCACGCAGAAGGACAACCCCAUUCGCACUCUCGUUGAGGAUCGUGUGCAGCAGUACUUCACUGUACUCCUCUCUGACCCCAAACCCCUUACCAAACUUGAACAAGUACCAGCCGGCUUGACUCCGAUCAAAGCUGAACUUGGACUUAUCGGAAGAAAGUUCAUUUCUUUGGUCAACUACAACAGGGCCAUCUAUGGGCCUUUCUAUGCAGACAUCAUCAGAAAGUUGCUUUUCAGCAAUGGUCCACCAGCGGGGAGCCUUCCUCAGAACACAGCACAGGACUCUGUGUCUCAAGACUGAAGAAAACACUGCAGUUUUCUUUGCUCACAAUCCUGAGGUUUAUUGUAAACCUUGAUAGGUCAUAAGAGUUAUAAAAGUAAAGGAGACAAUACUCCCCUCUUGAUUGACUCUGUUAUUAAGGUGUUUCACAUUUUGUAGGUCACUUCAGAUAAAAGUAUCAUGUAAGGUACUAAUGGUAAAAUUUCAAACCUUAAACAGUGUUUGAUUCUACGCUGACGAUGCAUCUUACUUCUCACCACAGGAGUGUCAUUCUGGUUUAUGAGAAUCUGUUUCCAGCUUUUUUUUUCUGAUUACUUAGCUCUGUUGUGUUCUGUCUCAAAGUUUCUAGGGCAGAGUUAGUCUGGAAGUCUUCAGUUUCAGAGGCACUAUUUACCAGGAAAGGGCAAAAACAAUUCUAUAAAUACUUUGGAUGUAAGGAACAUAUAGUUUUACAAGAAAAAAAAUAAUUAAAAAAGCAUAGCUUUAGAUGAUUUACAGAUUCAGAAAUAUUUAUCACUUACUGAUAUUUAUAUACAGUUUAUAAUGUAUGGUAGAAGCCAAAUUUGAACAUAUUACUAUAUAAUUAUGUGGAGCCUAUCUGUUGAAUUUGUUAUUUUGUGUGUGUGUGUGUGUAUCAGUAAAAAGACUAGGUUUUGAUGGGUCAGAGAAUGCAACACAACUUGUCUGCAUGAGUAAAUCUUUUUUGGAGUUGGGCUUUUUGUUGUCGUUUCUGCUUGAAUCUUUUUUUUUUGUCCUAUUCUGUACUUUUUUGCUACCAGUAGAUUCAUUGUUUUGUUUUGUCAUUAUGGUAUUGCUGUUGUUUUAUGUAAAAAGAUAAAGGUGCUAAAAGUGAAAGCAUUGUUUGUGUUUAAACUUGUAAAAGGACCUUAAAAUGCACAGGAAAAAAAAGCAUUGUGUUUCAUUAAUAGAAGUUUACAGAGAAAUUUGAUUCUGUAUUUCAGUUUUGAAAUGAGUCUAAGUAAAUACUGGUCAAAUAAAAGUCAAAUAAG
Messenger RNA from Oryzias melastigma (Indian medaka), 2770 nucleotides. It is a transcript of the gene tcp11l2, whose product is annotated as t-complex 11, testis-specific-like 2. Gene Ontology annotation, biological process: signal transduction. The coding region runs from base 210 to 1781 and encodes 523 amino acids. The transcript is spliced from 11 exons. The record is from RefSeq and is a predicted model, not a curated record. Lineage: Eukaryota; Metazoa; Chordata; Actinopteri; Beloniformes; Adrianichthyidae.